This is a messenger RNA of Lodderomyces parapsilosis, 2496 nucleotides long. It is a transcript of the gene SLM2, whose product is annotated as phosphatidylinositol 4,5-bisphosphate-binding protein. The transcript has a single exon. Bases 1 to 2496 code for a protein of 831 amino acids. The record is from RefSeq and is a predicted model, not a curated record. NCBI's taxonomy places the organism in Eukaryota, Fungi, Ascomycota, Pichiomycetes, Serinales, Debaryomycetaceae.
AUGCCGUAUGACUCGCAUAAUCCGCUCACAGUGGCACUACCUUACAACUUCAUGAGCAGCAAUGACUACCCAACUGAAGUUAUGGCUAAUAGAUUUGUGGCGUGGAGAUCUUUUAUCAAAGAGUUGCUCAACUAUUUUAAAGAAUAUGCAAGUGUUCAGGAGGAGAUUGUACGUCAACAGGCGAGACUUCAGCAGGCAGUUGGGUCCACCGCAAGGUCAAUAGCUACACCAGCUGCUGCCAACCACUCAUCGAAUAUUGGUAACCAAGAUUUAGAGGCUAUUUCAAAGUCAUUUUUGCCCAUAGGGAAUGGUUCAGUCCAAGAUGUCCCAGAUAUUUUGUUCCACUAUCAUCAACAAAAUGUUACCAACUCUUCCAAAACUCUCAAAGAGAUUAACGCUAUUAUAAUCCCAAAGUUGGAAGAGUUGAGAAAAGAUUUACUCGUUAAGAUCAAGGAGAUAAAGAAUUUACAAAAUGAUUUCAAAAACAAUUUGAAUAAAGAACUCAAUGAGACCAAGUCAUUGAUUAGUCAGUACAACCAGGCGAUUGAAUGGGCAAACAAAUUAGAUACCAGUCACAAUUCGCAUCAAGCUGAUGGUGAACAAGGAAAGUACGAUCCAUUCUUAGUGAAAACCAAAUUGGACCGUCAGUUGAAAAGACAAUUGGUGGAAGAAAAUUACCUUUAUGAUGCUUAUUCAAAUUUACAAAAUGCCGGGAAGCAAUUGGAAAGUAUUGUGGUGGCCGAGAUUCAGAAUUACUUGUCUCUGUUUCUCAAAUUGAUUAGAGAAGAAAAUUUGACAUUCUCUAAUUACUUAGAGCCAAACAUAAUCAACGGGUUCUUGUCUAAAGAAACAAACUUUGAAUGGAAUGCGUUCAUUGAAAGGAAUCUACCAUCCAAUAAUCUCAGUGUCAGUGCAGUGGGGAAUCAAACUACAUCUUCAGUCAAGAAUGGUACAUUUAUCGAUUUAGAUAUUCCCAAAAGACAUCUUCAAGACUUUGUCGUACGUAAUGCCGAAUCAAACUUGAAUGUUGCAGUGCGUGAAGGCUACUUGGAGCGUAGGUCCAAGUUUCUCAAGAAUUAUUCAAGUGCUUGGUACGUUUUGACAUGUUCCUUUAUUCAUGAAUUCAAAUCCAAUGAUAGGAAGAAAGACCCUCAUCCAGUGAUGUCAUUGCCUUUGGACUCUUGUACUGUUAGCGAUCAUUCAAAAGAUGAUGGCAAACCAAAUGGGGUAUACAAGUUCAUUUUGACCUCGAAGCUGGCCAAUGCAUUGAUGCACAAAACACAUAAAUGGGUUUUUAGGACAAAUACCUACCAGGACAUGAUUGAUUGGUUCAAUGAUAUCAAAAAAAUGACUAGCUUGCCCACUCCUAUUGCAAGAGCUAGGACCUUGCCCAAUAGACCAAAGAAUGUUGUUUCUGCAGUAAAGGCUGAAUCAAGGGCAUCAUCGAUUCGCUCUCCAACAAGAUCUUUAAGAACUGUCAACACCAACACAUCAAAUUUGCAAAAGACAAGUACUCGAAAUUCGAACCGACCACUUUCACAAACAACGUCAAGUGCUAAUGCAAACAGACUAUCGUCCACUUUCUCCCUGAGAAACAACCAGUCUCCUAGAUUGGCCAAUAUGAUAAAUAGCGAUGGGACUAUAAUCACUCCUGUGGAAACUGAUGACAAUGUCAAGCGAAAUCCCAGUUUAAUGAGUCAUUCAGGACAAGACCAGACGAGUCGGAAUCAAACAAUGCAGCUGCAACCAAACUAUGUGCCACUACCACAAAGUCUGUAUCAACAACAGAUACAACAACAACAACAGCCACCUAGAAGUACACUGCCGAUUAUGAGAUAUCAACAACAACCUUACCAGUUGAUACCUAUGGAAUCAGUUACUGGCGGCGGUAACCCUCAACAAGGUCAAUUUGCAAAUAUUGGCACCCCAUCAAGUAGUGUGCCGUAUUACAUUCCUGGUGGUGCUCAGCCACAGCAGUUUUAUGAUCCUGUGCAACAACAAUACUACACAAUCACUCCAGGUGCACCUGUAAGUCAACAACAAUCACAAAAUGGCCAACAAGUGGCACCGCAACCUCAAUUUUUUCCCACAUCUCCGCGCGGAGCACCUGUGCUGAUUUUGAGUACUUCGCCUGCUGCGCAACCGUUUGGAUCAGCUUACUUUUCGCAAUUUGCUGGUGCCCCGAUGCCGCAAUCACAGCAGCAAGCCCAGCCACAAGCUCAAUCCCAGCCACAAUCACAGCAAGGUCAGCAGGCUAGCCAGAAGAAUAUACAUCCAAUGUAUUUGAAUGGUGAUUUGAGCUCACCUGAUGAGCGUACCAACGAAGGGACUCAAGGCGUUACUCAAACUGGUGACACAUCUCUCCAUCCAAACAUUCAAAGAAACUUGUCAGCUGAUGAGGUUUCUACGUUGAAAAGCGGCCCCAUCGAGCAAGAGCAACGUUCGCAAAUCAAUGCUAACGGUGAUAUCAAUAUCAUUGUGAGUGAUGACAAGUAA